AUGGCGGACAAGCUCGGCUGGGUGGAGGACAAGCUCCGCCAGCUUCGGGAAGCGUAUCACAUCGAGUUCCGUGGCUUCCUCACUAACCACGCCUCCCACGGCGUCGCUGUUCUCGCUGCCAUGUUCCCGGACAACCCGGCGGCAGUCGAUGCCUACCUCGCCACCUACGUCCGGCGGCUGGAGAGCGCAGGUGGACCGAUUGAACAGGGCCAGGUGGCGCACAUUGGAGACGAGCUGGAGAAGCUGUGGGUGCCUGGGAGUGCUGGGAGCCUCUGUGGUGGGCUGGAUAACGAUGCCAAGAUCUUUGCGCCUGGAGUGCCGUUCAACGCGGCUUCCGAGGCGAUGACGGGCGUGCUGGCCCGGCACGGACUGGCAGACACUGUGUUUACCUGUCUGGCGGCUGUAGUCGACGGCAUCCACUCGGCAGCCUUUCAUCCGCUCAUCCAGCUUGGCCUUGCGCUCGACAUUGACUCGCGAGGCAUGAUCGCCGAGGCGCUGGCGUACAACCUCGGCGCGCACGACAAGCUCCUCCCGGAGGGGACAACGCCUGAGCUGGAGAAAGCACCUGUGGCAAGUCCGGAGCCAUUGGCGCUGGCGGAGACGGUCCGGCAGCUGGCAAGCGUGCUGGAGGCGCCCGGGGAGGAUGCUGGCGGCUUCCAGGACCGGGUCCGUGCGCUCCGGUUGCAGCCGCGAGACGCCGCCGCGCUGGCUGGCAUUCACAAGUGGUUCCGCGACGCGGCAGGGGCAUGGGGCGCCAGUCUCGGAGGAAUUGCGAUGCUGCUGGUUGACACUGCGCUGGUCCUGUACCACGCCACCCAUCACGAGUUCUUUGUGCUCCAUGCCGUGACGUCGGCGCACGCGCUGCGGGCGCUGGUCGAGCUUGCCGAGCGCGAUGAGGCCGGGCCGGACCGGACCGAGCUGCUGGUCAAUGCGGCUGCGGGCUGGUUCACGGCCGCGGUCGCGGUGGUGAGCGUCGAGGCGCCGCGAUGGAAUGCAACGCGGGUGGCUGAACUUUCCGGUGCGUCGAGCUCGGGCGACGCUUUGGGCCAGCUCGAGGAACUGGUCGGAGCGAUGACGGCGGCGGGUGCGGCGCCCGACGAGCAUGCGCUCAAGCUGGUUUACGUCGUGUGGCGGGCACGCGGUGCAGCCGCUGAUGGGUGCAGCCUGCUCUCGCAGGGAGCACGCGAGGCGGUCGCCUGCGACCUUGCGCAGGCGACAGCGCGCAGUUUCAGAUCUACGGCCGGCCGGCGGUCGACAUGGUGCUGACCGUUGAGCGAGCUGCGCUUUGACCGCUAGAGCUUGGCCUGAGUCGAG
This is a messenger RNA of Thecamonas trahens ATCC 50062, 1314 nucleotides long. RefSeq lists its product as uncharacterized. Gene Ontology annotation, molecular function: oxidoreductase activity. The record is from RefSeq and is a predicted model, not a curated record. Bases 1 to 1266 code for a protein of 421 amino acids. NCBI's taxonomy places the organism in Eukaryota, Apusomonadida, Apusomonadidae. The transcript has 2 exons.